Cuscuta campestris is the source of this 1711-nucleotide messenger RNA. The record is from the annotation of a GenBank genome assembly. NCBI's taxonomy places the organism in Eukaryota, Viridiplantae, Streptophyta, Magnoliopsida, Solanales, Convolvulaceae.
AAAUGGUGGGGUUUCCACCAUUUCUUCAAUCUCUUCUUAUCAUCUCAAAAGAUUAUAAAAGGUUCACUCCUCCUGCUCAGCCACUAAAAUUGAUCUAGUUCAUCAUCCUCCGGCUUCCGGGCAUGAACCAGUACGGAGUAGCUUAAAAUUGUUCCGCAUAUGUGGGGUUUUCUGAGCGACGAGCUUUCCAAGAAGACGGCUCUGUUCGGGUUGAGGUUAUGGGUCGUGCUGGGAAUCUAUGCCGGAGCCGCAGUUUCUCUUCUUCUCUUCAUCGUCUCCCUGUGGCUCAUUUCCCGGCGCAAUGUGAGAAGAAAGAUUGCAGCUUUUCUGCCUCUCACCGCCCCACCCGUCGUUUCCAAGGAAAUACUGGAGAUUCGGGUCGACCCGCCUGAAAAUCGGAAGCUCUCCCUGCGCGACCCGGAUUUGGAGCCCGAACCGCUAGGGAAAGAUAGCCAGAAACCCGGCGGCAAUGGGAAGAAUCACAGAUGCUCGGAGCGGGUGGGUUCGUGUGGUUGGUCUAGCUACGGGCCGGGCGAUCAGGCCGCCCCCGAGGUGUCACAUUUGGGGUGGGGCCAUUGGUACACUCUCAGAGAGCUCGAAGUAUCCACCAAUGGAUUUUCCCAUGAGAAUGUGAUAGGGGAAGGUGGCUAUGGAAUCGUCUACCAUGGAGUUCUUGAAGAUGAAACUAUGGUUGCUGUCAAGAAUUUGCUGAAUAACAGGGGACAAGCGGAGAAGGAGUUCAAGGUUGAAGUGGAAGCAAUCGGGCGAAUCAGGCACAAGAAUCUGGUGAGGUUGCUCGGUUACUGCGCAGAAGGCGUUCAAAGGAUGCUUGUGUAUGAAUAUGUGGACAAUGGGAACUUGGAGAAAUGGCUUCAUGGAGAUGUAGGGCCCCACAGCCCUCUUACCUGGGAAAUUCGAAUGAAUAUUGUUCUUGGAGUGGCAAAAGGGUUGAGCUAUCUGCAUGAUGGGCUUGAGCCGAAAGUGAUUCAUCGCGACAUCAAAUCGAGCAAUAUUUUGCUCGAUAAGCAAUGGAACCCAAAGCUAUCCGACUUUGGUUUGGCAAAACUCUUGUGUUCUGAGAAGAGCUACAUCACCACUCAGGUCAUGGGAACGUUUGGCUAUGUUGCUCCAGAAUAUGCAAGCACGGGCAUGUUAAACGAGCGGAGUGAUGUUUAUAGCUUUGGAAUCCUUGUCAUGGAGAUGAUUACGGGGAGAAGCCCCAUAGAUUAUAGCCGUCCUUCUGCAGAGGUGAACCUAGUUGAGUGGGUCAAAAGUAUGGUUUCGAACCGCAAUGUUGAGGGGAUUUGGGACCCCAAGCUAGCAGAGAAACCGUCUUCAAGGGCAUUGAAACGUAUCCUUUUGGUUGCUCUACGGUGCGUCGACCCCAAUGCUCAGAAGAGGCCAAAGAUGGCCCACGUAUUGCACACGCUUGAAACCGAUGAUUUUCCUCUCCGUGAUGACAGAAGAUCAACGGGAAGAGAUCACACGAGAUCUCAUCACGAGUGCGAUAGUCAAGAAGGAGCCAUAGUUGAAGAAUCAUCUGAAUCAGAUUACCACAAAGGACCAUAAGUUAUUUGUUUCAAUCUAAUAAAUGAAUGAAGCCUCUCAGUUUGGCUGUGGUUCCAAUUCUCAGUUUUCAUCUUUGUGAUUUGCAUGUUUAAAUAUCUUCACUUCAUUUCCUUUCGGAAAUGCAUAAAAAUUGUGUGAUUCA